Cydia strobilella is the source of this 1890-nucleotide messenger RNA. RefSeq names its product enolase-like. Gene Ontology annotation, cellular component: phosphopyruvate hydratase complex. The coding region runs from base 100 to 1890 and encodes 596 amino acids. The transcript has 4 exons. Lineage: Eukaryota; Metazoa; Arthropoda; Insecta; Lepidoptera; Tortricidae. The record is from RefSeq and is a predicted model, not a curated record. Gene Ontology annotation, biological process: glycolytic process; developmental process; regulation of transcription by RNA polymerase II. Gene Ontology annotation, molecular function: phosphopyruvate hydratase activity; magnesium ion binding; DNA-binding transcription factor activity, RNA polymerase II-specific.
AUUAAGUCUAGAACUGUUAGAGUCUUUCACAGUUGUUUGUGAUGGUAUUGAGGUGAAAAACUGAGUGAGAGUGCAGGGGCCGGUGCGGUGUUAAGUGCGAUGUUUAACAUGGACGGUAUAAGCGGCAACCACCGCUGCCUACCAGUGGAGAGCAGCAGUGUUGUCCCCGUGAGUCUGGGCGGGUCACCCACUUCCGCGAAUGGGUCAGAUUUGUUCCUCUACGAUGAUUCGUCCAUGUCGGAUGGCAGUCUAUACGCGAGCGACCAAGAGAACCUGUCUAUACCAAGAAAACGGUCGGAGUACCGGCGGCACCACAAGCGGCGUUCGCGCUGCCCGCAGCAGCAGAUCCAGCAGCGCCAGGCGGCUAACCUGCGCGAGCGCCGACGUAUGCAGUCCAUCAACGACGCCUUCGAGGGCCUGCGCGCCCACAUCCCCACCUUGCCCUACGAGAAGAGGCUCUCUAAAGUAGAUACUCUAAAACUGGCUAUAGGAUACAUCAGCUUCUUAGGCGAAUUGGUAAGAGCAGAUCGCAACUCUCCUAGUCACAUGUUAACUGGUUCGGGCAAGAAACAUGAUAACGAAGAACGGAAAAAAGUGGUAAUACGAGCCCGUCAAGUAUUUGAUUCUACUGGUAUCCCGACAGUGGAGGUAGACUUGGUGUCCGAACUUGGAUUGUUUCGUAUCGGAGUACCAAACACUGAUUCUAAAAAAGUCGCCGAAGCAGUUCAGCUCCGUGAUAACAAUCCUGCCGAGUAUCGAGGAAUGGGCGUCAAGGCUGCAGUUAAAAAUAUAAAUACCAUUAUUGCUCCUGAACUCAUAAAACAAAAUCUUGAAGUCAUAAAUCAAAAGGAAAUCGAUGAUUUUAUGAUUGCUCUGGAUGGAACGGAAAACAGAUCACGAUUAGGUGCGAACGCCAUCAUGGCCGUAUCAUUGGUGGUGGCGAGAGCCGGGGCGGCCAAGAAAGGUAUUCCUAUUUACAGACACAUCUCGGAUUUGGCUGGCACAAACACCAUAAUACUUCCGGUACCACAUCUAACCAUUCUGACAGGCGGGAUCCUGUCUACGAAUGGACUACCAUUUCAAGAGUAUUGCGUGAUGCCUACCGGUGCCACAAACUUUUCGGAUGCAAUGAGAAUGGGGACAGAAAUAUAUCACUACGUCAAGCAGGUUGUGAAAGAAAAGUAUGGCGUCUUAGCUACUUAUGCCGCUAAUAACGGAGGCAUGUCGAUUCCUAUGGAAGGGCACCGCGAUGCUCUCGUCUUCCUCACUGACGUCAUAAAGCAGUGCGGUUUUACGGGUAAAGUAGAAAUCGCCAUCAACGCGGCAGCCACUGACUUUUACAAGGAUGGGUCGUACGAUUUAGAGUUUAAAAAUCCCCAUUCCAACCCACAAGGGUAUAUGUCGUCAGACAAACUUGCGGAGGUAUUUUUAGACAACAUAAAAGAGUUUCCCGUAUGCUCCGUCGAAGAUCCAUUUGAAUACGACGACUGGGCCGCUUGGUCCAAUAUGACUAGUCGGACGCAGGCGCAAGUUUGUGGAAACGAUUUGACCCAAACAAGCUUAAGGAGAAUCGGAUUAGCAGUGGAGAAAAAAGCUGCCAACUCUGUAGCUUUGCGUGUGAAUCAGGCGGGAACAGUGACGGAGGUCAUAGAAGCUUUCAAGCUAGCAAAAGCGAAUGGGAUGGGGUGUUGUGUGAUGGACCGCGCAGGCGAUACCGAAGACUUGUUCCUAGCCGACUUGGUGGUCGGUCUAUCCUGCGGCCAGAUCAAGUGCGGGGGACCGUCGCGCGGCGAGCGUAUCAGCAAAUAUAACCAAAUAUUGAGGAUUGAGGAAGAACUUGGGGCAUUGGCUAAAUAUGCCGGCAAAAAUUUCAGAGGCCAACAACAAUGA